Molecule: messenger RNA, 999 nt
Organism: Seminavis robusta
Lineage: Eukaryota; Bacillariophyta; Bacillariophyceae; Naviculales; Naviculaceae
Source: the annotation of a GenBank genome assembly
AUGACGAAUCUUACGGAAUGGGAGCAGCAUUUGGAGGCUUUGAAAGAAUACAAAGCAAAGCACAACGACCUGAUCGUUCCACAUGCAUUUGUGCAAGGGAACAUUGCGCUGGGGGCAUGGGUGGCAACGCAACGGCGAUACUGGAGCAAGGGGAAAUUGUCGCAAGAGCGAAUCAAAGAUCUCGAGGCGAUGGAUUUCAUUUGGUGUCCGCGCACCAAGCGGUGGAACGAUCGAUACGAAGAGCUCAAGGCGUUUGUACGCGAACAUAAGCACAUGAAGCCACCACGAGAGACUCCCUUGGAAACAUGGAUUCGCAAUCAGAGAAGCCGACCCGAGUCCCUUUCCAAGGAACAAACCGAAAAGCUCGACGAGCUGGGUUUUGAGUGGGGUUCCAAGGGACGACCGCCGCAAGCAGGAAGUAAUAAUAAUAAGAGAAAGAUGGAGGAAUCAUCAUCACCCGCGGGAAACAAUAAAAUGGCCAAGGUCGGAGCAGAAAGUGACCAAGGACGAGUGCCAACAAAAGUUAUCCCAAACACUGAAUUCAACAACGUGGAUGCACUCCAGAAAGAGCUGGCUGCAGUGGAUGAGGAAAACUUGCGACUCAAGAAGGAAAACUCUGAAUGGAAAAUGAAAGACUUUCGCAGUCAAAAGACAAUUCUCAAGUUGCAAGAAAGAGCGACAGAACUCACGGAAGAAUUGGAGCAAACAAACAAACGGGUCGCUGAGGAGAACGAUGCUUUCAAAAAGAAUGGUGAUAUUCCGGUGCAAGUUGCCGCUCUACAAAACCUUCGAAGAGUGGACAAGGCGAGUCUGGAGGAAGCGCACGCAAGGAUCGAUCGGCUUGAAGCCCUGAUUCGGCGCCAGAAUAGUAGUCGACAACAAGGAAGCGUCAACGAGGCUGAAAAUGAAGCUGACAAAGAGGACGACAAGCAGGACGACAAGGGCGAUGCGAGUGAGAACGUAGGGACUGCAGGGCAAGGCCCAUCAUUAUUUUUGUAA